GGUACCGGGGAAGGAUUGAAGCUUCGGUGCAGUUCGGUGGUCGUUCCCGCGCGAGCCAGGAAGAGCGGGAGGGAAGGGAGUGAGCCAGUGGUCGUGCGAGGAGGCGGACGACGGAGAGAGGGACAAGACACGCCGACGAGCUGCUGAAGGAGAGGCCGAAGAGUCAACGAAGGAAGGAGGAAGAACACGGCAGGAGAAGGUGGUGAGGAAUAAGCUUGGAACAGAAGUAACGAAGGGAAGGAGAAAAGGAAGAAUAAGAACGAGAACAAGUAGGGAAGUGGUAGAGUGAUUGUUGUCAAGGUAAGCGGAAGAACAAGAAGAAGAGGUGAGAAGAGAACACACGGAGGAACAAAGAAGAACAAGAAGAGGAAGGAUAAACAGUCGUCAGAAAGCUGGUGAAAGAAGAACGAAGAGAAGCAAGAAAAAAAAAAAAAAGGGAGGAAGCGGUGGUAAUUAAGUCGGUGGAAAACGGAAGAACAAAGAAAGGAGGGAGAAUAAAGAAAGGUGCAAAACAGUGAACGAGAGAGAGGAAGAAAGCAAAGAAAGAAGAAGGAAGAGAGAAGAAACAAAGGAAGAGUAGGAGAGAGCAGUCUAAGGGGAGAGGAAGAGAGAACAGACAGCAGGAGAGAGGAAGAACGAGAAGGAAGAAGGGAGAGAGGAAGAACAAAGGAAGAGUAGGAGAGAGGAAGAACAAAGGAAGAGUAGGAGAAAGCAGUUUACGGGAGAGGAAGAGAGAACAGGCAACAGGAGAGAGGAAGAACGAGAAGGAAGAAGGGAGAGAGGAAGAACAAAGGAAGAGUAGGAGAGAGCAGUCUACGGGAGAGGAAGAGAGAACAGGCAACACGAGAGAGGAAGAACGAGAAGGAAGAAGGGAGAGAGGAAGAACGGGAGGAAGGAAGGAGGGAGAAAGCGCAGGAAGGAACGAAGAAAGGGAAAUGGCAACAGGCAACGAGAAAGAAGGAGACAGGGUGCCCGAGAGGAGGAGAGUAACCAUAGCAGUUCCCGAAGUGAGGGGCAGGGACGGGAGCAGCAGGGCGGCGCACAUCCUGCCUCUGUGUCUGGGGUGGAAGGCGACGGUGCAGACGAGAUACGCGAAGCACCGAAGUGGCGUUCUCCGCGUCGUCGAGGUGAUCCUAUUGUUGUCUAUGAUCACCUUCCUCAAGAGGGCACCUGAGACGUCGGGUCAUGUCGCCUUCCUGCUCGCUGUGACCUGCCUCGUCCUGGUCACCGUGGUCAUCAUCUACCUGGCUCACCUCCUGCCGCUGCACCACCCCCGGCACUGUCCCCACGGCCUCCCCAGCCUCCGCCACUGCCACCGCCUCCCCAGCAUCUUGGAAACUGUGCAUGAUGGAGUGUCAAGUUUGGUGCUGCUGCCUGCUGCCAUCCUGCUCCUGCUGCUGCCAGCUCCCAGCCCUUCCACCGCUGCAGCCGCUGUCCUGACAAUCGUGGUGGUGCUGCUCCUUGCCGUGCAGUGUGCAGAGGACCUGCUGAGAGCUCUUCAACCCUCCCAAGUCUCACGUGAGGACCAAGGACAGGAGAUGAGGCAGGUGCAGCAGGUGACUCCCCCUCCAGGCUCCCAUGCUCGGCCAAGCCAGAGGUACACACCAAACACAAGCAGAGGGAGAGGCAGUGCCAGACGGUGGUCAAAGAAUAGGAAGAGCCCGUCCUCCCCUCUCCUUCCUCUAUCCCAGAGCUUCAGGACUCACUCUGGUUCCCCUGUCUUGAACAACUCCAGGUCCUCCAGACACAGUUCUUCCUCUAGACCUUCCUCCCUGCCACAUCCCUCAUCCCAUAACCCUCUGCCAUACCCUGGAUCCCGAGUCUCCUACAAAGAACACGCGGCGCCCCGAUCAUCUCGCCGUGGUUCUGUCACCCACUCCGGCAUCUCACCACCACUGUCAACAUAUUCCUUCGUCACUGCUGUGCCCAGUCCUAGCUCCCCAGUCCUGUCCAGUCCUAAGACCUCCCCACACCUGUCUACCUGCAGUGGUGUUCCUCUCUCCAGCCAGUCCUCACACACCUUUGAGCUCCAAUCACCUCAUGCCUCCAAUGUCCCCAGCUCCAUAGUUCUCGCUAGACCCAGGACCUCCUCUCGCAUCCCUCCCCAAGGUGCUGUCCCCUUUGCCAGCCCCUCCUCGCCACCUCCCUUGCCUCAGACAUCUGUGACCCCCUUAUCUCGUGACCCCACCUCCCCACGGAUGAUUUCCCUCACCCAAAUCCAGGAAGAGGCGUUAGAUGAGGAGCACAUUAUUGAGUCUUGGCAUGAUGAUCCUCCCUCUCCUAUUUACUCCCCAUCUCCCUGCCCCUCCCCAACCCACACAUACACACUAGAGUCUUUACUUCCUCCCCCCUCAUCUACUACCCCUUCUCUCACCCCUGACGUAGUGGUAUACACCAAUAUCACCCCUCCGUGUGACCCUACCUUCAAUGUCACUCCUUUCCCAUCAGACCACCUCCCUGUCUCUGCCUCAACUCAUGAACCCACUGCCCACACCACCACUCCCUCCCCUUUAACCAACACACCUUCCCGUGCCAACCUGGACGCCACCCAACCCACCACCACUGCAAUCUAUGCCAUGCCCAUUGACGCCUGUCCUGCACCUGACCACAGUCCUAUAUACGAAAAUGUAUCUCCACUCACUAUCAACACCUCCACAACUCUUCCUGUAAUCACCAAUAACUCUGUCUCAUCUCAUCAUAGCCCUAUUUAUGAUACUGUGGUACCAGAAAUCACUGCCAACACCACUUCUGCCAACCCCUGUAACAGUGCCCGCAAUAGCAGUAGUUCAUCUGACUCCUUCCAUUCACAUGUACCCAUUUCCUACCUCUGAUUGCUACUGUUCGAAGUUACUGAUGAACAACUCCAAAGAACCCUGUGCCCUCUCUCACCCCAACCCUGUUUUUAUACCAUUAGUCAGGCAUGUUGAGCCAUUCAAAAGUCUUAAUGAUUUUAAUUAAAUGAAUAAAAUGUUUCCUUAAGUUAAACAGUUCAUUCAUUUUAUCUUGUGUAUUUUGGAAGUUUUUCAGUUAAAAAAUGUGAUCAAAUCGAAACUGAUGUUUUUGCAUAUAUAAAAUACUUCAUUUGAGGGAUACCGUCUGCAUCUGACAUGAACUUGUGAUCCUAUGAAGUGAAUUUGGGUAAACUGAAUUUAGUUCUACAGACAUAUAGAGAGUUAACGUAAUACACCAGCCAUAGCUGUGUCAAACUUGCUCCCACUUUGCUGCAUCAAGCGCCUCGGGGUGGGUGUGCUGUCACCCUGAUCACACCAACACCAAGUUUUUUCUUGAGGCUUAUUGACCUUAUCAUGUUGAGUUCCCACUCUACUUUGCUGCUGUGUGCUUACCACAAUGAAAGCACUAUUUACUCCAAGGAGAGUACAAUCAGCACAACGGACAUGAUGCGAGAGGCAGUCAGAGGAAGCAACAGCACUGUGGCAAAUGUCAGACCUGUAAACAUGGUGAGCAGGUGAACCAUGCAAAGAUGAGGAACUAAUAGCGUGUUCUCAGUCUUGUUUGCCAGUGUAGUGUUGCGAUUCCUCUGGCUGCCUCAAACAUGUUGUUUAUUGUGCUGCUCCUGCAGUAAAUAGUGCAUAAACCAUGGUGAACAAGCAGCCUGCAAAGAGUGGAAGCCUCUUAAGCACAAGAGGAAGUUGAUGAACCUCAAGAAAGAAAACUGUUGGUGUGAUGUGAUGAGGCUAAGAAAAGUGCUCCAUGCUUAACUGUGUUCCAUUAUUUGUGUGAGUGAGUAUGAAGUGACCAGUCAACCUACACAGGGCAGCUCUUGUAAACUUUAACAUUUAUCAAACAUUUUUUUGAUGCUAUCAAAUAUAUUUUCACUUGCUAAUAAUUGCCAAGUCUAUCCCCACUCAGCCACUACUCUAUUUACAAAGCAGUUUUUGGCAAUAUCUUUGUUAAAUCAGAUUUUAUCAAACUCAAUCAAGAUUUUGGCAAGAAGUGAUCAGCAAAUCAUGGUGGAUGAGUAAAACAAGACUUUGCAGUCAUUUGGUGAGCACAAACACAUGAAAACACCUUUAAGGAAAUGUUUGGUGAAUUCACAGACCAGGAGUAUAGAUGAUGGUAGCUUUACAGGAGUGGUUCUGUGUUGGUCAUUUGUCCUCCAUUCUUAAUGAGUCCUCAAAAUUUACUACCUGGAUUGAAGGACCUGACUAAAUCCUAAUAUUCAUAACCUGUAAAUGAUAUAACAUUGUCCUUAGCCCUAUGAUCACAACUCCGGCAAAGCACAGCGGCUUGAUAGCCGUAUCAAAAUGUUACGACCACCUUUGCAAUGACUGCUCGUACCCAAAUAUGUGUAUCAGCUUAAAUCUGUCAAUUAAUUUUGAGAAAUCAUGUAGCAAAGAAUUUAAGGAUGAUGCACUUACAUACACUGCAGAGAAGUAACCUUGCUGCCUGGUGACACGGCAUCUGAUCCCCUCACCAUUUUUGUCUUGGUUACUCAAAGCCUGUGGCUGUGGGCCAGCUGUGCUAUCUGAAAAAUGAAUAUGUAUUAGUGGGGCAUGCUGGGACAUGCAAGGUUAUAUGAUUCUUUAUGGUUUUGCAACUGCAGAUUAUCUCAUAGAUAUUAGUUAUCUUUGGUCAAGGAGUGAUUUUCUACAUUCCACCCGAAAAGCAGCUCACAGGUUGCCGUUUAACAUAGCUACUGACUGCCUGCAUUUCUAGCAUUAAAAAUGCUAAAAGUGCAAUGACAAGAGUUUAAUAAAAUAUUAACAUUGAUAUAUCAAGCACGUUUUUUUUUGUACUUGUAUGUGGUAUGUAUGGAGCAAGUUAUCUAGCGCUACUAAAAUAUUUAAUUUA
Messenger RNA from Eriocheir sinensis (Chinese mitten crab), 4812 nucleotides. RefSeq lists its product as uncharacterized. Lineage: Eukaryota; Metazoa; Arthropoda; Malacostraca; Decapoda; Varunidae. The transcript has 4 exons. The coding region runs from base 936 to 2831 and encodes 631 amino acids. The record is from RefSeq and is a predicted model, not a curated record.